This is a messenger RNA of Anarrhichthys ocellatus (wolf-eel), 1555 nucleotides long. RefSeq names its product protein fantom-like. The transcript has 5 exons. The record is from RefSeq and is a predicted model, not a curated record. Gene Ontology annotation, biological process: retinal rod cell development; non-motile cilium assembly. The coding region runs from base 60 to 1535 and encodes 491 amino acids. Lineage: Eukaryota; Metazoa; Chordata; Actinopteri; Perciformes; Anarhichadidae. Gene Ontology annotation, cellular component: photoreceptor connecting cilium.
UAUGUGUGUAUAUUUUUUUUUAAAUAAUCCAGGUGGAGCUGGAGGCCGUCCUGAACCAGAUGGAGACUAACAGAGCGACGUGGGAUCAGAAGCUGCAGCAUCAGGCCGCUCUGCUGGACUCUAGAGCCGCUAAGAUCCAGAGACUGGAGGCUCAGCUCAGAGGCGUGUCUUACGGCACCAGAACCUCCGUGUUCAGACGGGAUGUCCCAGCUGAAGACGACGAGGAUGAGGAGGAUGAUGAAGAGGAUUCUCCUCCUCUGGACCGAGAGGAGAACCUGGUGGAGCUCCAGGUGGUCGGAGCCACGUUGUCUCCGUCUGGGUUGAGGUCUCUGGGGGACUCUGAGCCCUCCACCUUCAUCACCUACUCCUUCUACCUGUUCGAGCUUCACUCCACUCCGGUGUCUGUGGGCCGCACGCCGCGGUUCGGGUUCACGUCUCGGUACGUGGUCACGGUGGACCAGCGGCUGCUGGACUUCCUGCUUGGAGGAUCGGUGAACCUGGAGCUGCACCAGGCUCAGGGUCUGGACUGGAGGACUGUGGCCACAGGUCGGAUCCACCUGCACCAGCUGAUGGAGCGAGACGGGAAAGUUCAGGGCACCGCGCCGCUGGUCGGUGUGUCUGAGGAGACCCAGUCCUUUGGUUCUGUGGACUACUGGUUGAGGUUGAAGGUCCCAAUGACGGAGACGUUCCGUCUCUACAGAGAGAAGGUAAAGGUGUCGGGUCACGUCGGUGCCACCCUGAACCAGGACUCACAGGUACCUGAAGGCUCCCUGAACCAGGAUUCACAGGUACCUGAAGGCUCCCUGAACAAGCUCUUCAUCACGGUCCACCGCUGCAGAGACCUAAAGAGGUCCGGCGGGUCCGGGUGUCCGAGUCCCUACGUGGUCUACAAGUUCUAUGACUUCCCCGACUACCCGACCGCCACCGUGCACGAACGCUGUGACCCGGACCUCGGUGACCUCAAGUCUUACCCGGUCCACGUGGACCAGGACCUGGACCGGUACCUGAGGUCUGAGGACCUGGUGCUCUACGUGUUCGACUACAAAGAGGAGAAGAUGGACACGUACCUGGGGAAGACCCGGGUCCAUCUGCUGCCUCUGGUCCAGGACCAGGAGAUCACAGGACUCUUCGAGCUCACCGAUCCCUCUGGACUCUCCUCCGGCCUCAUUGAAGUGACUCUGAAGUGGAGCUCCACCUACUUUACUCCAUCAUCCUCCAUCACGGCCGCCGAGGAGACGGAGAGGAUGACCACAGAGCAGCACAAAGAGGAGGAAGAGGAGGAGGACACACACACCCCUGUCUCACCCUCCGGCUCACAGGCCAAGCGGCCGAAACUCAGACCGAGGACGCGAGUGAAGGACGGACCGGCUGUUAAAAAGGUGACAUUCAUCGAUCCGUCAGCUCCAGAGGACCAGGUGAGGAUUCUACUGAUGAAGAGACAACACACACACACACACAAGUCUUUGUUAUUGUUCAUAGCAGACAUUAACAACACACACACACACAUCUUUAUUAUUGUUCAUAGAAGACAUUAACAACAUACACACAAGUCUUU